UUGUCAAUCUGACAGUUCUACACGACAACAAAAACAUGCGUGCGCCUAUAACCUCAACAUAACAUGUAUAUCGAAACCUGAUUUAUCCCGAAAACCGAAAAUGGACGACUUGCAGUUAAAUAUUUCUGUUUCCAAAAAGGGCAACAAGAAAACAGGAGGUGCACAGAAAAAUGCAUCGGAAUAUAAGUUUAUGUCAAAGCCUGCUUUUACGGGAAAAACUAUAGCCAGGAAGAGAGCUAUUCCAGUCAAGAAAACUGAUUCCGAACGUCAAAUUAAGGUGCCUCGGCAAUCAGAACCUGAGGUCCAGAAGUCAAUAGAUUUAUCAAGUAACUUGAGAGAUUUGAGCGAAAACAAAGGAAAGUUUCAAGGGAAAAGCUAUCAAGAUCUUAGUGAUGAUAUACAAUUAAAGCAAAAACCCAGGGCUGGUGGCUGGAUCUCAUCGUUGUUCAAAAAUAACCCAGAUGUUCCAAGGCUUGGCCAGAGAGCUGUGAAGCCAGUAGUGGAAAAAGUUUUUGCUGAAAAGAGCUUCUUAGAUUUAGACAUUCACCCUCACAGUGUAGCCAACUUACAGCAGAAUCUUGGGUUGAAAGAGCUUAUGGUGGUUCAACAGAGUGCAGUGCCUGUGAUACUGCAAGGAAGAGAUGCCCUGAUUAGGUCACAGACCGGUUCAGGCAAAACAUUAGCUUACGCUUUACCCAUUAUAGAAGGGUUACAAGCCAUACGUCCAAAGAUAAACAGGCAUGACGGUAUCCGGGUGGUUGUGGUGGUGCCGACCAGGGAACUGGCUGUGCAGACUCAUGAGCUAUUCCUGGAACUGGUCAAGCCAUUCAUAUGGAUUGUUCCGGGGCUAUUGAGCGGGGGCCAGAAACGCAAAGCUGAGAAGGCAAGAUUGCGGAAGGGUCUCAACAUAUUGAUUGGCACACCGGGACGGAUAAAUGACCAUUUAAGGCAUACACAGUCUCUCAAUUUUGCAAAGACAGGGUGCUUAGUACUAGAUGAGGCAGAUUGCUUACUGGACAUGGGAUACGAAAAAGACGUAGCCGCCAUUGUAAAAGCAAUCGAAGAUCAUAAAAAAGCGGCUACCUAUGACCCUAUGGCCUUGAUCAAAAAUCAAAUUAAAUCGACUUUUCCUGAUAAGGAAGAGGAACCUGAAGAACAGAAGGAAGAUGAAGGCAAGACUGAAAUAAAACAUCAUUUGACUGAAGUGUUCUUGUCUAAAGAGCGGCAAACUACUUUACUAUCUGCUACACUUACGAAGGCCGUUGAAAAUUUAGCCGGCAUCACAAUGGUGGACCCGGUGUUCGUGGACGCCGCGGACGGAACGGCGCUCGUCGCCGAUUCCUUGAAACCUAUAGAUAAGACGAAACAGGGGCUGUCAAGUGCCAAAGAUAUUCAAACAAAAAACGAGAAGUCUAACGUUAAGUCAAACGUCAUAGAAGAAAACACGGACCAGAAUGAUGACGAAGAAGAAGAUGCCCCAGAAGAAAAGCAGGGCCUGAAGUUGUUUAGACAAGACAAAUCGAAGUCGUUGUUUAGUGUUGAAGAAUUAUCUGACUCGGAAGCCGCUCCAGUUCCAUUCCCCGGAGUCGCCAAAAAACAACAAAAAAAGACAAAAGACAAACUAGCUCCAAUACCUGGGGUCGUGGACAUGGAGUCAGAUGACGAAUACGUCAUGCCCACUGAACCCGACAUCGCUCCCUCGUUUGAAGCAGCUGUCAAAACAGCCAUAAAGGAAGAUGAGCUGGUGAUGCCAGUAUCAGUGAAGCAAUCAUUCCUAAUAGUCCCAAUGAAGUUGAGACUGGUUACACUAUGCUCCCUUAUAGUAGAACAUUGCGUAAUGAACAAAAGAGGCGGCAAGCUGAUGGUAUUCAUGGCAACUUUGGAGAUGGUGGACUACCACGCGGAGCUCAUAGAGAUUGUGCUUACUGGGAAACCAGCGAAAUCCAAGCAAAACGAGAAUCCAAAGUCCAAAAAGAGGAAAGCCAACGACGACAAGGAGUCAGACAGCGACUCCGAGUUUGAAGUGGACUACCAAGCGCCGCCGGAGGGCGGUGUUGUCCCCGUGGAGCUGUCCGUGUUCCGGCUGCACGGCUCCAUGCCGCACGAGCGCAGGAUCGAGGUCUUCGACCAGUUCCGCAAGGCCAAGAAGGGCGUGCUCUUUUGUACGGAUGUGGCAGCUCGAGGCCUCGACGUGCCGCGCGUGGAUCUUGUGCUGCAGUACUGCGCACCUGCCUCAGCCACCGACUAUGUACACAGGGUCGGGCGAACGGGGCGAGCCUCCAACGUGGGGGAGGCUGUGAUGUUCUUGCUACCCAGCGAAACUGAAUUCAUGCGACACCUUGAACAGAAACGUAUCAGACUGACUCAACGCAACGAGAAGCUAUGUCUGGAGCCGUUGCUGAGCAUAGUGCCGGGCGCGGCGAACGCGAACCGCGCCGCCAUCGCCGUGCAGGCGCGGCUGGAACAGACCGCACACACGGACAAGUCCUGGCUACUUAGGGCAAGCCGAGCCUACACGACCUGGGUCCGCUUCUACUCCGGCUACCCGCGCGACGUGCGCGAGUACCUGAACGCCAAGCAGCUGCACCUCGGCCACGCGGCCAAGGCGUUCGCGCUCCGCGACACUCCCGCGGCGCUCGCCAAGCGCGCCAAGUACGAUCCGGACCUGAAGAGAGAACGGCUGGUCAACAAGCUCACUGUGCAUGACGAGGAAGAGAGGAAGAGGCCCGGGUUCCCAAAGGUUAAAGCAGGGUUGAGCGGCAGGAUAGUAAACAAGCAGAGCUCCAUGCACACCGCCAGCGAGUUCGACAGCGGUCUGCCGCCCCUCGAGCAGGCGCGCAAGAAACAGAGGAAAAACAAAUGACACCCCUCCACUUCCGACCAACACUCGCCCGUCAACUACCAACUCUCCGUCAAAAUCUUCCGACUGCGCUAACUGGGCCGCUGGCUGUAAGGACUCAUUGAUAUUGCCUGU
Molecule: messenger RNA, 2974 nt
Organism: Cydia splendana
Lineage: Eukaryota; Metazoa; Arthropoda; Insecta; Lepidoptera; Tortricidae
Product: probable ATP-dependent RNA helicase CG8611
Exons: 13
Coding region: 101-2863 (920 amino acids)
Biological process (GO): ribosome biogenesis
Cellular component (GO): nucleus
Molecular function (GO): nucleic acid binding; ATP binding
Source: RefSeq, a predicted model, not a curated record